AUGCUUGUCAGCCUCCACCCUUCUCCCUCCCAUCUUCAGGACAAGCACUUGGUCUCCCCUGCUUCCUCCCACCAUCCUCCUCCUCCUCUUCUGCCUGCGGACCAGUCACCUCAUCAUCCUUGCCCUCGGCCUCGGCUGACCCUGCCCUUCCUCUCCUUGUCCUUCUCCCUGCUCAUCCUCUCCAUCUUUCUCCUGCCCGUUUGCGAGUCCCGCAGGGGUGGAGGUCAAGGAACGGGGCCUGGAGGUGCCCCAGGGGGUCAAGGAGGCCAGAGAGGCGGCAGCACCCAGAGGGGCGUUGUCAUCCCUCCUCAGUACUCUCCCGGCUCACCGGCGCUACCACCUAUCAAUCCCAAACUGAUCAACUCCCUCAGUAUCGCUGUCAUCCUGGUGGGCAACUCUAGUGAAGUGGCACUGGGGGCUGGGCUCGAAAAAGAGGACUUCCUCCACAUCCCUUACCCUCCCAAAGUCGAGGUGGUCACCAUGAACGAGACUGACCCGAAGAGCAUCAUCAAUCGGAUCUGCGGACAAAUGACGAGGAACUCUCUGCAAGGCGUAGUGUUUGGUGACGACACGGACCAGGAGGCCAUCGCUCAGAUCUUGGACUUCAUCUCUGCCCAGACGCACAUCCCCAUCCUGGGCAUCAGAGGAGGCUCCUCCAUGGUCAUGGCAGCCAAGGACGACCACUCUAUGUUUUUCCAGUUUGGUCCAUCCAUCGAGCAGCAGGCCUCCGUCAUGUUGAACAUUAUGGAGGAAUACGAUUGGUACAUCUUCUCCAUAGUCACCAGUUACUACCCUGGGUACCAGGACUUUGUCAACAAGGUCCGCAGCACUAUUGAGAACAGCUUUGUAGGCUGGGAGCUGGAAGAAGUCCUCCUACUGGACAUGUCAGUGGAUGACGGCGACUCCAAGAUCCAGAACCAGCUGAAGAAACUGCAGAGUCCUGUCAUUCUCCUCUACUGCACAAAGGAGGAGGCCAGCACUAUUUUUGAGGUGGCUCAUUCUGUGGGCCUCACAGGUUACGGCUUCACCUGGAUUGUGCCGUCGCUGGUGGCCGGUGAUGCGGACCACGUUCCCGCUGUCUUCCCUACAGGGCUUAUCUCUGUGUCAUAUGACGAAUGGGACUACAACAUCGAGGCCAGGGUACGUGAUGCAGUGGCUGUCAUCGCCACGGCAACCUCCACCAUGAUGUUGGACCGGGGGCCACACACCCUACUGAAGUCGAGCUGCCUCGGGACGCCUGACAAAAAGAGCUCGAGCACUGGCCACUCCAAGGAAAUACUGAAGUACCUCAUGAAUGUGACAUUUGAAGGUCGAAACCUGUCAUUUAGUGAAGAAGGCCACCAGAUGUUCCCUAAGCUGGUCAUCAUUCUCCUGGACAAAGACAGACAAUGGGACAGGGUUGGCAAGUGGGAGAGAGGCUCUUUGACGAUGAGGUACCAUGUGUGGCCUCGCUUCGAGCUGUACUCUGCGGCAGAGGAGCGGGAGGACCACCUGUCCAUCGUGACUCUGGAAGAGGCGCCAUUUGUCAUUGUGGAGGACGUGGACCCGCUCAGUGGUACCUGCAUGAGGAACACUGUGCCGUGCCGCAAACAGCUCAAACUCACCAACCAAACGGGUGAUUCAGGGAUUUAUAUCAAGCGCUGCUGCAAAGGUUUCUGUAUCGACAUCCUAAAGAAAAUUGCCAAGACAGUCAAGUUCACUUACGACCUCUACCUGGUGACCAACGGCAAACACGGCAAGAAGGUCAAUGGGACAUGGAACGGUAUGGUUGGAGAGGUGGUGUUGAAGAAUGCCCACAUGGCAGUGGGUUCGCUCACCAUCAACGAGGAGAGGUCGGAGGUCAUCGACUUCUCCGUGCCGUUCAUCGAGACGGGGAUUAGUGUCAUGGUCUCCCGUAGCAACGGAACCGUCUCCCCCUCCGCCUUUCUAGAGCCCUUUAGCGCUGACGUCUGGGUGAUGAUGUUUGUGAUGCUGCUGAUUGUGUCGGCUGUGGCUGUGUUUGUGUUUGAGUACUUCAGCCCGGUGGGUUACAAUCGCUGUCUGGCAGACGGGCGAGAGCCCGGCGGUCCCUCCUUCACCAUCGGUAAGGCCAUCUGGCUGCUGUGGGGUCUGGUUUUCAACAACUCUGUGCCUGUGCAGAAUCCCAAAGGUACCACCAGUAAGAUCAUGGUGUCAGUGUGGGCUUUCUUUGCUGUCAUCUUCCUGGCCUCCUACACUGCCAACCUGGCUGCCUUCAUGAUCCAGGAGGAGUAUGUCGACCAGGUGUCGGGGCUGUCAGACAAAAAGUUCCAGAAGCCAAACGAAUUCUCGCCACCUUUCCGGUUUGGCACAGUGCCCAAUGGGAGUACAGAACGCAACAUCCGCAACAACUACCGGGACAUGCAUGCCUACAUGACCAGCUUCCACCAGAAGAAUGUAGAUGAAGCCUUGUACAGUCUGAAGACUGGCAAACUGGAUGCCUUCAUCUACGACGCUGCUGUGUUAAACUACAUGGCCGGAAGAGACGAGGGCUGUAAGCUGGUCACCAUCGGCAGUGGUAAAGUGUUUGCCUCCACCGGUUACGGCAUCGCAAUCCAGAAAGACUCCGGCUGGAAACGAGCUGUGGAUCUGGCCAUCCUCAUGCUGUUUGGAGAUGGAGAGAUGGAGGAAUUGGAGGCCCUGUGGCUGACAGGCAUCUGCCACAAUGAGAAGAACGAGGUGAUGAGCAGCCAGCUGGACGUGGACAACAUGGCGGGAGUCUUCUACAUGCUCGGGGCUGCCAUGGUUCUGUCAUUCAUCACCUUCAUCUGCGAACAUUUGUUCUACUGGCAGCUGCGCUUCUGCUUCAUGGGCGUGUGCUCCGGAAAGCCCGGUUUCACCUUCUCCAUUAGCAGAGGUAUCUACAGCUGCAUCCACGGGGUACAAAUUGAGGAAAACAAGUCAACCAUAGACUCACCCUCGUCCACCAUGAAGAAGAACAUGAACAACACCCAUUCCAACAUCCUGCGGUUGCUCCGCACCGCCAAGGACAUGACCGCCGUCCCUGGUAUUAACGGCUCUCCACACGCCGCCCUGGAGUACAGCCACAGUCGGCCCGAGUCGGCCAUCUAUGAUAUCCAGGAACAUCGGCGCAGCCUGGUUGGUCACCCUGUAGACUGUAAGUCUGCGCCGCCAUACAUGCCAGAGGAUAACAUGUUCAGUGACUACAUCAGCGAGGUGGAGAGGACUUUUGGCAACUUGCCCCUGAAGGACAGCAACCUGUACCAGGACCAUUACCGGCACCACCACCCGGCCUCGGCUCUGGGUAUGUCCGGCCCCCCGCCAAAUAGGCCGCGUAGCUUAGGCAGCGCUAGCUCGUUGGAGGGGGGCAUGUUCGAUUGCGACAGUUUAGGGGGAGGGGUAGCUCCCAUCUUCACCACCCAGCCCCGUCCCUCCAUGACUCACAGGAACACCAGUAAAUUUGACCUGAUCGCUGGCCACACCCCUACGGAGCCCAACCAGGGUGGGUUCAAGGGAAGCAAUGUGUACGGCAGGUUUUCUUUCAAAGGAGGCGCAUCAAGCACGGGGCUCAUCGGGGGGCAUGACAGGUACUGUGGUGGGGGCGGGGCAGGCUCGGGAGGUGACGAUGGGAACAUUCGUUCUGAUGUGUCGGAUAUUUCAACGCACACUGUCACCUACGGGAACCUGGAGGGCAACAACAAGCGGCGUAAGCAGUACAGGGACAGCCUGAAAAAGAGGCCGGCGUCUGCGAAGUGCAGACGGGAGCAGGACGAGAUAGAGCUGAGCGGCUUCAGGAGGAGACCCCACCACCACACCGUCCACCACCACUUCCCCCACGGACCCCUGGCACACCGCACGGUCUCACCUCCCCUGGAGCGGAAGAGGGGAGGAGGAGGGGGUAAUUCUUCACCUUACCUAUUCCGCAAAGACAAGGAGAACCUGAGGGAUUUCUAUGCGGACCAGUUUCGCUCCAAGGAGGGCAAGGCCAAGUGGGAGCAAGAGGGUGGAAGUGGAGGAAGCGGAGUGGGCGGUGGUAGUGGUGGUGGUAUCUGUAAAAGCUUAGUGCCUGUGGAAGACUUCCUCAAAGGUAAAGGAAAGAAACCAGAGUGUAAAAGUGGGCUUGGGGCAGUAUCAGCAGGGCAGCAGGCCCACACCUGCUGGGAAAAGGGGGUUUCUGGGAUUGGAGGGGGAGGCAUAGCAGGGGGCGACUGGGAGUGUCGUAACUGCCACAGUGUGUGUCACCAUAGCGGAGGUGUAGGAGGAGGUAGUACAUGUCCAGCUAGCGGAGUCGGGGGGAGCGGCAGUCGCCCCAGCUCAGCUACAUGCAAACGCUGUGACUCCUGUAAGAUGCAGCCAAGCAACCUUUACAACAUCAGCGAGGAUAAUAACAUGGUGUUCACAGGAGGGAAGAGUGGCGCAGGACCCAGUCAGACACAAACUCAGGCACAGCGCAGGAAGCUAGGGCCGGGUGGGAGGGUGUUACGGAGACAGCACUCAUAUGACACAUUUGUGGACCUGCAGAGGGAGGGUGCAGGCCGCAUGGGAGGAGUGGGUGGGGGCACUGGGGGGCAGUUUCCCCAGCCCCGGAGUGUGAGUUUGAAAGACAAAGACCGCUACAUGGAGGGCCCCAGCCCUUACGCUCACAUGUUUGAGAGGUAUUCAGGUGACAGAGAUUCUCCCAUGUUUGGAGGAAUAGGCGGGGAUAGGGCGAAAGGAGGCUCCUCCUUCAGUUUGUUCCGUGGAGGCGAAGGUGGGUUGCACCGGCGGUCGGUGGGGGAGAGAGACCUGAGGGACAGAGAUAGAGCUAUGAUGGGAGGUGGGGGCUGUGGUGGUGGUGGUGGUGGUGGUAGCAGAGGGGCCGGGACUUACUCCUUGUCUAAAUCUCUCUACCCAGAUAAGGUGAACCAGAACCCCUUCAUCCCAACCUUCGGCGACGACCAGUGUCUAUUACACGGUGCCAAACCGUACUACAUCAAAAAGCCACAGACGCAGCAACAGCAGCAGCAGCAGCAACUUCUCAACAACAGCCGAGGAGGAGGGGACUUCCGCGGCUCCAUGGGAGCGACUUCCUAUUUGCCCGCGUCCGCCACUGCUGGGGUGAUGUCCAAUGUGGCCCCCAGGUUCCCCAAAGAGCUGUGUCUGGGCGGGGUGGGAGGGCCCAUGGGGAACCACCACGGGGGCAACAAGCUAUUGCCUGGGGGCAGGGACACAUUAGGUUUGGGGCAGGGACAGAGACCCUUCAACGGUGCCAGCAAUGGACAUGUUUACGAAAAGCUCUCCAGCAUUGAGUCAGAUGUCUGA
Stegastes partitus (bicolor damselfish) is the source of this 5280-nucleotide messenger RNA. RefSeq names its product glutamate receptor, ionotropic, N-methyl D-aspartate 2B, genome duplicate b (gene grin2bb). The coding region runs from base 1 to 5280 and encodes 1759 amino acids. Gene Ontology annotation, biological process: monoatomic ion transport. Gene Ontology annotation, cellular component: membrane. The transcript is spliced from 14 exons. Gene Ontology annotation, molecular function: ligand-gated monoatomic ion channel activity; signaling receptor activity. The record is from RefSeq and is a predicted model, not a curated record. NCBI's taxonomy places the organism in Eukaryota, Metazoa, Chordata, Actinopteri, Pomacentridae.